ACAGGCAGAUAACCGGGCGAAAUCCCUGCGAGGCCGCCUGGAGUGCGCGGUCCCUCGGCCUCACUCCCGCGGCCCAACCAUGCGUCUGCCCCGCCACCUCCUGCUGGCCUUGCUCCUGGCAGGGCCCCCAGGCCGGGCCUGGGUCCCCAACGACUGCAGGGCCCCCAGCGAGGCCGCAUGCAACUUCGUGUGUGACUGCCCAGACUGCUCCGACGAGGCCCAGUGCGGUUACCACGGGGUCUCGCCCGCCCCGGGCGCCCCCUUUGCCUGUGACUUCGAGCGAGACUCCUGCGGCUGGCGGGACAUCAGCACCUCAGGCUACAGGUGGCUGCGAGACCGGGCAGGAGCCACACUGGAGCCUCUGGGGCCGCGCUCAGACCACACUCUCGGCACAGACCUCGGCUGGUACACGGCUGUUGGCACGCACCGCGGGAAAGAGGCGUCCACGGCAGCCCUGCGCUCCCCUGUCCUGCACGACGCCGCCCCCACCUGUGAGCUGAGGCUCUGGCACCACACGGCCACCGGAGAUGUGGCUGAGCUGCGGCUAGAGCUGACCCACAGGGCCGAGACGCUGACCCUGUGGCAGAGCUCUGGGCCCUGGGGCCCAGGCUGGCAGGAGCUGGUGGUGGCCACUGGCCGCAUCCGGGGAGACUUCUGGGUGACCUUCUCUGCCACCCGAAAUGCCACCCACAGGGGCACCGUGGCCUUGGACGACGUGGUCUUCCGGGGCUGUGGGCUGCCCACCCCCCAGGCACGCUGCCCCCUGGGGUACCACCACUGUGGGAACAUGGCCUGCGUGGAGCCCCACCAGCUGUGCGACGGAGAGGACAACUGUGGGGACGGCUCAGAUGAGGACACGCCCGCCUGCCGUGAGCCAGAGGGGCUGCUGGGGGUUACCAGGGAGCGUGCCGGAGCGGGACAGGCGGGGUACGGGCCCUGCCGGCAGCCUGACCCUGCUUCCCCCACAGGCCGCCACACGGCCACCGACUUCGAGACGGGCCUGGGCCCGUGGAACCACUCGGAGGGCUGGGCCCGGAACCACAGCGCCGGCCCCAGGCCACCAGCCUGGCCGCGCCGGGACCACAGCCGCAAUAGCGCGCAGGGUGAGGCCCACGGGGGACCGCCGGGGAGCGCCCACCGGGGCCCCGCCCGGCCACCCCGGCCCACGUCUGGUGUCUCCCCAGGCUCCUUCCUGGUCUCCGUGGCCGAGCCCAGCGCCCCCGCUGUCCUCUCCAGCCCCGAGUUCCAAGCCUCAGGCCCCCACAACUGCUCGCUUAUCUUCUACCACUACCUGCACGGGUCUGAGGGUGGCUGCCUCCAGCUGUUCCUGCAGAUUCAGAGCCCAGGCUCCCCUCAGGGCCCCGUCCUGCUGCGCAGGCGCCACGGGGAGCUGGGGGCCGCCUGGGUCCGAGACCGGGUCGACAUCCAGAGCGAGCACCCCUUCCGGAUUCUGCUCACUGGGCACACAGGCCCAGGCGGUGUCGUGAGUUUGGAUGACCUCAUCCUGUCGGACCACUGCCAGCCAGUCCCAGAGGCGUCUGGAUCACCUCCUGGGCUCUGGGCCGCAGCCCCCUGGCGCCAGCCGUCCAGCCUGCGGCCCCGGGACUUCUGCGAGCCGGGACAUCUUUCCUGCGGGGACCUGUGCGUCCCCCCAGAGCAGCUCUGUGACUUCCAGCAACAGUGCGAGGGGGGCGAGGAUGAGCAGGACUGUGGCACCACGGACUUCGAGCCCCUCACAGGGGGGGGCUGGGAGGAUGCCAGCGUGGGGCGGCUGCAGUGGGGGCGUCUCCUGGCCCAGGAGAGCCGGGGCCCUGGCGCAGGCGCCCGCAGGACCGCUGCUGGGCACUUCCUGGCCCUGCAGAGGGCCUGGGGACAGCUCGCGGCAGAGGCCCGGGUCCUCACACCUCCCCUGGGUCCCUCGGGCCCCCGCUGUGAGCUCCACAUGGCUUACUAUUUCCAGAGUCACCCCCAAGGCUUCCUGGCCCUGGUCGUGGUGGAGGACAGCAACCGUGAGCUGGUGUGGCAGGCCCCGGGCAGCAGCCAGGGCUGGAGGAUGGACAGAGUCCUUCUUGGGGCACGCCGCCGGCCUUUCCGCGUAAGGAGGGCCGCCUGGGGGGGGGGGGGUCACAGAGCCAGCGCUGACUCGACAGCCCCCUCCCUUGUGCUCCUCACGAAGCUGGAGUUUGUCGGCCUGGUGGACUUGGACGGCCCUGGCCGGCAGGGCGCUGGAGUGGACGAUGUGACCUUGAAGGACUGCAGCCCCGUGACAGCCAUUGAGAAGGACUCAGAGGUCUCCUGUAACUUCGAGCGGGACACGUGCGGCUGGUACACCGGCCACCUCACAGAUGCCCACUGGCGCCGGAUCCAGAGCCACGGCCCCGGGUACGACCACACCACAGGCCGAGCUCAGCCCGGUGUCCCUGCCGCAGGCUACUUCUUGUUCCUGGACCCCACGGACCCCCCAGCCCGGGGCCCUGGUGCCCACCUGCUCACCCAGCCCCAGGUGCCCACAGCUCCUCAGGAGUGCCUCUCCUUCUGGUAUCACCUCCACGGGCCCCAGAUCGGGACACUGCGCCUGGUGCUGAGGCGGGAAGGAGAGGCAGACACGCUCCUGUGGUCGCGGACCGGCACCCACGGCAACCACUGGCACGAGGCCUGGGCCACCCUCCACCACCAGCCGGGCUCUGGCACCAAGUACCAACUGCUGUUCGAGGGCUCCCGGGACGGCUACCACGGCACGAUGGGCCUGGACGACGUGGCCCUGCGGCCCGGGCCCUGCUGGGCCCCCAGGCGGUGCUCCUUUGAGGACUCGGCCUGUGGCUUCUCCAGCGGGGGCCAAGGCCUCUGGACGCGCCAGCCCAAUGCCACGGGCCACGCCGCCUGGGGCCCCCGCGCUGACCACACCACGGGGACGGCUCAAGGGCACUACAUGGUGGUGGACACGAGCCCCCAGGCCCUGCCCCCCGGCCACGUGGCCUCCCUGACCUCAGAGGAGCACCAGCCUCUGGCCCGGCCUGCCUGCCUGACCUUCUGGUACCACCUAAGCCUCAGAAACCCAGGCGCCCUGCAGGUCCACGUGGGGGAGGCCGAGAGGCAGCAGGGGCUCAGCAUCAGUGCCCACGGAGGGUCCGCCUGGCGCCUGGGGAGUGUGGACGUGCAGGCCGAGAGGGCCUGGAGGGUGGUGUUCGAGGCGGUAGCCGCCGGCGUGGAGCACUCCUAUAUCGCGCUGGACGACCUGCUCCUCCAGGACGGGCCCUGCCCUCGGCCAGCUUCCUGUGACUUUGAGGCUGGCCUGUGUGGCUGGAGUCAUCUGGCCUGGCCUGGCCUGGGAGGGUACAGCUGGGACUGGAGCAGUGGGGCCGCACCUUCCCGCUACCCCCAGCCCCUGGUGGAUCACACUCUGGGCACAGAGACAGGACACUUCGUGCUCUUUGAAACCCACAUGCUGGGCCCGGGGGGCCAGGCGGCCUGGCUGCACAGCCAGCCUCUGCCCGCCACCGAGGCCUCCUGCCUCCGCUUCUGGUACCACAUGGGCUUCCCGGAGCACUUCUACAAGGGCCAGCUGCGGGUGCUCCUGAACAGCGCCCGGGGCCAGCUGGCCGUGUGGAGCAUGGGCGGGCGCCUGCGGCACCAGUGGCUGCUGGGCCAGGUGGAGGUGGCCAGCGCAGAGGAGUUCCAGAUCGUGUUUGAAGCCACUCUAAGCGGCCAGCCAGCCAUGGGGCCCAUCGCCCUGGACGACGUCGAGUAUCUGGACGGACGGCACUGCCAGCUGCCUGCACCCGGCCGGGGGGACACGGUAGUGGCCACAUCGGUGCCAGCUGCGGUCGGCGGUGCCCUCGUCGUCCUUGUCCUCCUCGUCCUGCUAGGACUGGCAGGACGACGCUGGCUGCAGAAGGGGGGCUGCCCGUCGCGGGGCGAGACAGCGGCUGUGGCCCCCGGCUUUGACAACAUCGUCUUCAAUGCGGACGGUGUCACCCUGCCGGCCUCGCUCACCGACAGCCAGUAGAUGACACAGAGAAGACUCUGGCUCCUCACAAGAGGGUCGCCCCCUGCCCCCUUCCCCCAAUCCCUGGCAGACAGCCCAAGGAACAACCCCUGCCCCUCCCCUAGGACGCACUGAGCCCCCACGCGGUCACCCAGCACUGAGACUGUCACCCACGUACCUGGGUACGGUCCUCACCCCCAACAAUAAACGCCCUGGCCCCCGAGGGCAGCCCCGA
This is a messenger RNA of Felis catus (domestic cat), 4220 nucleotides long. It is a transcript of the gene MAMDC4, whose product is annotated as MAM domain containing 4. Bases 80 to 4006 code for a protein of 1308 amino acids. Gene Ontology annotation, cellular component: membrane. Lineage: Eukaryota; Metazoa; Chordata; Mammalia; Carnivora; Felidae. The record is from RefSeq and is a predicted model, not a curated record. Gene Ontology annotation, biological process: nervous system development. Gene Ontology annotation, molecular function: protein binding. The transcript is spliced from 26 exons.